AGGUUUAACUUGACGAACGUAAUUCCCAUGCGGUUCUGGGGCCGAGUGCUGGGCUUACAGGCCAAGCACUCGCAGUUCCUGCUGGAGGAGAAGCCCUUUCGCAUCCUUGGCGGCUCAAUGCACUAUUUCCGCAUCCCCCAGGAAUAUUGGAGGGACCGCUUGGUCAAGAUGAAGGCCUGCGGCCUGAACACCCUCACAACGUAUGUCCCGUGGAACCUUCACGAGGCCGUCAGAGGGAAGUUUGACUUCAGCGGAAACUUGGACCUGCAGGCUUUUCUUAGGACAGCAGAAGAAGUAGGACUAUGGGUGAUACUGCGUCCCGGACCAUAUAUAUGCUCAGAGUGGGACCUCGGUGGCCUCCCCAGCUGGUUGCUUCAGGACCCUGAAAUGCAACUCAGGACAACCUACAAGGGUUUCACCGAGGCUGUAGAUUCUUACUUUGACAACCUGAUGCUCCAGGUGGUCCAUCUUCAGUACAAGAACGGGGGGCCAAUUAUAGCCAUGCAGGUGGAGAACGAAUACGGCUCCUAUGCCCAAGACCAAAAUUACAUGGCCUACAUAAAACAGGCCCUGUUGAGCAGGAACGUGGUGGAAUUAUUGGUGACCUCGGAUAAUAAAGAUGGAUUGAGUGCCGGCACUGUAGAAGGAGCUUUGGCCACGAUCAACUUUCAGAAGAUGGAGCGGGGACUCCUGUCCUCCCUCAAGAAGCUGCAGCAUGACAUGCCAAUGAUGGUGAUGGAGUACUGGACUGGUUGGUUUGAUAGCUGGGGAGGACCUCACAACGUCUUUGAUGCAGAUGAGAUGCUGGAUAGGGUUGAGGAUGUCCUCCGGGCAGGAGCCUCCAUCAAUCUGUACAUGUUCCACGGAGGGACCAAUUUUGGAUUCAUGAACGGCGCUCUGCAUUUUAACGACUACAAGGCAGCCAUCACCAGCUAUGAUUACGAUGCCGUGCUGACCGAGGCUGGAGAUUACACCGCCAAGUACUUCAAACUGCGCAAGCUUUUUUCCAGCAUGAUAGAGACUCCUCUCCCUCCGCCUCCGAUAAUUUCACAUAAAGCAUCCUACGGGGCCAUCCUGAUGCAGCAAUAUAUCUCACUGUGGGAAUUGUUGUCGGGAAUGGAGAUUGUGAAGUCAGAGUACCCCAUUAACAUGGAGAACCUGCCGAUAAAUAAUGGGAACGGACAGGCGUUUGGCUACACCCUCUAUGAGACGGUCAUCCUUGGCGGAGGGACCUUGUAUUCCCGGGAUUACAUCCGAGAUCGAGCACAGGUGUUUAUUAAUACUCGCUACAUCGGUCACCUCGAUUACAAUGUACAGGAGCUGUCCAUUCCUAACCUGCAGGGAUAUAGGCAGCUGCAAAUUUUAGUCGAGAACUCCGGGAGAGUCAACUAUGGGCUUAAUCUGAAUAACCAGCGGAAAGGCUUAAUUGGCGACAUUGUUUUCAACAAAACCUCCUUGAGAAACUUCAAGAUUUACAGCCUUGAAAUGAAACCCAGCUUCAUGGAAAGUCUACGAGGCGCGUCCCCCUGGAGUGCCAUCCCUGACAGCGCGGUGGGCCCCGCCUUCUUCCGAGGAACACUCCAAGUACAGUAUGUGCCUCAGGAUACUUUCCUGAAGCUGGAGGGCUGGGAAAAGGGAGUUGUAUUUGUCAAUGGCCAGAACCUCGGUCGCUACUGGAAAAUUGGUCCUCAGGAAACUCUCUACCUCCCGGGAACCUGGCUCCAACAAGGGUACAACGAAAUCAUUAUAUUUGAGGAGCGUCUUGGAGGCCGCAUCAUCCAUUCCACAGAUCUGGCUUUCUUGGGAAGGGUUCAGUACGUGACCUGAUCUCUUCCUGGUUGCCCCGCCUACUCACUGGUAGUAAUGGUUAAGGUUAUGCUUCUUAACUGAACGCGGGAGGUAAGAAAGUCUGAAUGCAGAACUUCCUCCCUCCCGUUGUGAAAACCGUGCCCCGUAUCCUUAUAUUUUCUAGUUAUGGGUGGAGUUUGGCCAAGGGAGGCCCGCCCGGUGAGUUAAUUUAGGAGGUUGACUUAAGAGUACUUGAAG
This is a messenger RNA of Pantherophis guttatus, 2046 nucleotides long. NCBI's taxonomy places the organism in Eukaryota, Metazoa, Chordata, Lepidosauria, Squamata, Colubridae. The record is from RefSeq and is a predicted model, not a curated record.